ACUAAACUUUGGAGUUAUAAGUUAGAGUUAACAUCCAUGAAAUGGAUAGUUUACGAAUCUCUCAGUGAGUCGGAGCACACCAGACUCUGUCUGACACGCGGGGACAUUUAAAUCCAGAAACAUGCGUUCUCAUUAUUGGGUUCAAGGGGAAGAACGCAGACCAGAUUUCAGGAGGUUCACGGUCGUUGAGGUAUCAGCAAGCAGUGAAUCAGUGCAGAGUCCAGUACUCAAUCCUAGGAAAAGGCUUCAUUCGGCAGAAGAAGUGCAAUGCGGCAGCCGGCCAAACCCGGAGGGUGCUGGUUCAGUGUCCAUGACGGAGUUAAGUUAUUCCGAGAACAAGCACGGGAGGGAAAGCCUGUGUCAGCGAUGUCAAAUCAUUGCGAACCAACUGAACAGGCAGGCGCGCGAGUUGGCCAAGCCAGGAACUCUGAAGGACCCGAGCUUUGCAGCGUUCCUCCUUGACAAGCUCCAGACUCUGGAAUGGCCUCUUCGGGGCUGGGGAUCCCAGAGCAGCUGUGAAGUGUGCGGAACCCCCCAUCACCACCUGAGGCGCCAGGCACUGCGCUCUGCCCUGGGGCUGGCGUUCGAGGACAUGCCUGACCUGCAGCCCGGACCCCUUUCUGGCCUGCUGCCACCAUGUGUGGCAUCCCACAGUGUCAUCUCACCCCAUGCUUCCUGGGAAUGGCCCACACAUAAUAGUCAAAACCUCACCAGACAUCCUUGUGGUUCGAUAUCUAGGGAGAAACCGCAGGGAAUGGGCUGGAAUCAAGACGGAGCAGCGAGAGUGGGUGGCAAACGAACCUGUUUGGCCACUGUCACACCACUUCCUCUACAUGCGCAACACUACCUGGAGGGAGUGUGGCGUGUGACAAGCACAUCUGAACAUCUUCGGUCAUUGAGUCCUACCAUGGAGAAGGACAGUUUGGCAACUCUAGCCUCCAGGUCCACUCAGGCCAGUGCUGUACCCUUGGUUUCUCCAUCAGGACAUAAACCAACCCACCAUGACCAGCCAGCCAUCCCACCAGCACCUCAAACCAGCUCAGCUGCCUCAUUCUUCCUCAGGGCUGCCCAGAAGCUGAACCUCUCCAAACGAAAGAAGCCUCAGCCGCUUCCUCCCUCCCCACCUGAUCCAGAAGAGCCGUUCUUCUACACUGAUGGCUUCAGCGCUGCCCUGCAGCUCUCGCCCCCACCUGUACCCCCAUGUCUCCUCAGGGCAGGGUCAAAGGCUAAGGAUAGCCCCGGGAUGGGAAAGGUGAAAGUAAUGGUGCGGAUAUGCCCUGCCAAAGGAUCACGAGACACCUCAGAAUCCAUGUCCUUUCUUAAAGUAGACGCCCAUAAGAAACAGCUGACCUUUUGUGAGCCGCCCACCUGCACACGCUCUGCCUCUGCCACCGCCCCAAAGAUGUUUACCUUUGAUGCCAUCUUCACUCAAGAUGCUUCACAGGCGGAGGUGUGCUCAGGGACAGUGGCAGAGGUUAUCCAAUCUGUGGUCAACGGGGCAGAUGGCUGCAUCUUCUGUUUUGGUCAAGCCAACCUCGGCAAAAGCUACACCAUGAUCGGCAGGGACAGCUCUACACAGAGCUUAGGUGUGGCACCCUGUGCUAUAUCUUGGCUCUUUAAGCUCAUCGAGGAAAGGAAAGAGAAGGCCGGCACACGAUUCUCCAUCCGUGUGUCCGCUGUGGAAAUCUGUGGUAGGGAGGAGGUGCUGAGAGACCUGUUGGCUGACUUUUCCAAAGGGACUUCCCAGGACAGUCAGGGCGCAGGAAUUUCCCUGAGAGAGGACCCAGUCUGUGGAUCCCAGCUGCAGAACCAGAGCGAGUUACGGGCGUACUCUGCAGAGAGGGCGGCUUUUUUCUUGGAUGCAGCUCUGGCAGCACGCAGUACCAGCAGAUCUGACUGUAAGGAAGAGGACCGCUGGAAUUCUCACAUGCUCUUCACCCUACAUAUUUCCCAGUACCGUAUGGAGAAGAGCACCAAAGCAGGAAUGUCUGGAAAUCGUAGCCGUCUGCACCUUCUGGACUUAGGCAGUUGUGAGUCUGAUCUGAGCCAAACACGAGAUGGAGGGAGAGGCCAAUGUCUGUCAUUGGGCGCCCUUGGAAAUGUCAUCCUAGCUUUGGCCAAUGGAGCUAAGCAUGUGCCAUACAGGUAUGAGUUUUGUGGUUCAAUUAAUCAAUACAGACCAAUACUGGGAGAUGAUAGAUCUCUGUUAAUGGUAGUAAUAUGUCACAGAUCUACCACUGAGUCCUCCUGAUCUGCAUCUGCA
Molecule: messenger RNA, 2263 nt
Organism: Ctenopharyngodon idella (grass carp)
Lineage: Eukaryota; Metazoa; Chordata; Actinopteri; Cypriniformes; Xenocyprididae
Product: kinesin-like protein KIF26A
Exons: 10
Coding region: 122-2251 (709 amino acids)
Biological process (GO): microtubule-based movement
Molecular function (GO): microtubule binding; microtubule motor activity; ATP binding
Source: RefSeq, a predicted model, not a curated record